AUGUCGGCGCACGCCAUAGGUGAUGUCUCUCCAUUGCCAGCAGCUGAGUGGAUUCGAUGGAUUAAGGAUCAACAAUCAAUUGAUGAUACCCUUGAAGCGAUGACAGCGAUUUUCGAAAAGUCUUUCCAAGAUUUCCAAUACGCGGACGUUUGGCUUGAAUAUGUUCAAUGGGCGUGCGGUCAUGGGCCUGAUUUUGCAAAGAAAGUAUUCGAGCAAGCUGUUGAAGCUAUUGGUCUUCGAUUUGACAAGGGUGCACUUAUGUGGGAGGCAUAUUUAGAUUUGUUGGCUAUCCUCUUUGAAGCGGCUUCUGAUGAGCAUCGGGAUAAAGAGUUUAAACUUAUCUGCACUUUGUAUAAGCGGGCCCUUUCGGUGCCAAAUUGGAACGUUUGUCAGCUGCAUGAGCGUUGGAUUGAAUUUGCUGACAAGUACGAUGUUGAUGAAAUAAUCAUCAAAAAAGAGGUUGAGCAAGAGCACAACAAAACGGCUAAAAAGUUGGGAGAAUUUAAAACCUGGGAGAAAAAGCUAGAGGAAUCAGAGUUUUCCAUUGACGUAUUUUCGCAGUAUCUCGAAUUUGAGAAAGAGUCAUUCUUUGAACGGAUCGUGGAGAAACAUCCCGAUUGCGAAAAUCUUUGGUACAAUUAUGGACAGUGGGUCGAGGAUACGCUAAAAAGAGCGGCUGAUAUACGAUGUGUCUACGAGAGGGCUGUGCGUAAUUGCUACUAUUCAUGUGGUCUUUGGCAAAAGACUCUUUUGGCGAUUGAGAACGCAAAUGGAGCAACUGAAGAAAUUGGCAGACUAUGGUUGAAGGCCAAAGAGUGCAUAUCUUCGCCUGAUGAUGGUCGAGCUCUUUACACAACUUAUGUCUAUCUACUUCGGCGACGAGUAUUGCAAGAAGCUUGGGGCCAUAAUUGGGAUCCUCAGUUCACCUUCAGGAAGAAUUACACUUGGUUUGCUUUCACUCGACUGAAGGAUUAUAAAUUGGGCCAUCGUUUUUGGGAAGACAUUCUCGCUUCUGGGGGUGGUCGUUUUGCUGAUAAAUGGUUGGCGGCGAUUCGAGAUGAGAGGCAAUUUGGUAACGAUUUGACCACGGCCAGAAAGAUGUUUUAUCGAGCUUUGAACUCGGUCUCGGAUCACCCGCAUCAAAUCUUCGAAGCGAUAAUCCAAUUUGAACGAGAAGUGGGCACUUUGGAACAGUUGCAGACGGCGCUGGACAAGGUUAAUACUCAAGUUCUGCAAAGAGCAAGCCGACCACAAAAGAAGGAACGAGAGGAUAACAAAACUCAGAAGCAUAAUUCAAAUCGACCAAAUACG
This is a messenger RNA of Mesorhabditis belari, 1311 nucleotides long. Lineage: Eukaryota; Metazoa; Nematoda; Chromadorea; Rhabditida; Rhabditidae. The record is from the annotation of a GenBank genome assembly.